AUGAAGACCGCCACCGCAAUCCUCGUCGCCUUCGCCGCCGGCCUGGCCGCCGCCCUGCCCAGCGCGUCGUCGUCGUCGUCGACCCUGGAGGAGCGUGGCGCCAGGUGGGAGGUCGUCCCCAGCUGCGUCCGCGACGCCGACUGCGGCGGCUGCGACGGCAGCAAGCAGUGGGCGAGCCUCCUUAAGGACGCCCGAGCGGACCCCUCAAAGCCCAGGGAGUGCGGCCGCUGCAGGACGGUGUACCGCGCCGUCCAGGGCGCGGACUACAGGCUGGCGGAGAAGACGUGCAUCAAGAGCCAACUUCGCGGUGAAUACCUCGAGAGGUUCCUAAACGGGACUAUCGCCGACCAGGAGGCGCAGGACCAGAGGAAGAAGGAGCUCGCCGCACAUGGCGUCGUUCUCGUCGGAUAA
This is a messenger RNA of Purpureocillium takamizusanense, 411 nucleotides long. RefSeq lists its product as uncharacterized. The coding region runs from base 1 to 411 and encodes 136 amino acids. The record is from RefSeq and is a predicted model, not a curated record. The transcript is spliced from 3 exons. NCBI's taxonomy places the organism in Eukaryota, Fungi, Ascomycota, Sordariomycetes, Hypocreales, Ophiocordycipitaceae.